Molecule: messenger RNA, 3693 nt
Organism: Choloepus didactylus (southern two-toed sloth)
Lineage: Eukaryota; Metazoa; Chordata; Mammalia; Pilosa; Megalonychidae
Gene: IGHMBP2
Product: immunoglobulin mu DNA binding protein 2
Exons: 16
Coding region: 86-3016 (976 amino acids)
Molecular function (GO): zinc ion binding; ATP hydrolysis activity; 5'-3' DNA helicase activity
Source: RefSeq, a predicted model, not a curated record
AUCCGACGGGGGAAACACUGGCCCGACGAGGAAGCAGGACCGUGGUGGGACCUCGGCGGGCUCCGGACCGGGGCCGGGGGCGGCGAUGGCCUCGGCGGCUGUGGAGAGCUUCGUGGCCAAGCAGCUGGACCUGCUGGAGCUCGAGAGAGACGCGGAGCUCGAGGAGCGCAGGUCCUGGCAGGAAAGCAUCUCUGUGAAAGAGCUCCAGAGCAGAGGCGUCUGUUUGCUGAGGCUGCAGGUUUCCAGCCAACGUACUGGGCUGUACGGGCGGCUCCUUGUCACCUUUGAGCCCAGGAAGUGUGGGUCUGCACCAGUGCUUCCCAGUAACAGCUUUACUUCCGGUGACAUAGUGGGUCUGUAUGACUCUGCUAAUGAGGGCAGUCAGCUGGCCACGGGGAUCCUGACCCGGAGCACCCUGAAAGCCAUCACGGUGGCCUUUGACGAGACCCAUGAUUUCCAGUUGAGCUUGGACCGAGAGAAUUCCUACAGACUCUUAAAACUUGCCAAUGACGUCACUUAUAAACGACUGAAAAAAGCUCUGAUUGCUCUAAAGAAGUAUCACUCGGGCCCGGCAUCCUCCCUCAUAGAGGUCCUCUUUGGCAGCUCCACCCCCAGUCCUGCCAGUGAACUGGACCCGCCGGCCUUCUUUAACACCUCCCUGGACACCUCCCAGCAAGAAGCUGUUUCAUUUGCACUGUCCCAGAAAGAGCUCGCCAUCAUCCAUGGACCUCCUGGCACUGGGAAAACCACGACUGUGGUAGAAAUAAUUCUCCAGGCCGUGAAACAGGGCUUAAAGGUUCUGUGCUGUGCUCCCUCUAACAUUGCAGUCGAUAACCUGGUGGAGCGCCUGGCUCGGUGUAAGCAGAGGAUUCUGCGCCUGGGCCACCCAGCGCGCCUUCUGGAGUCCAUUCAGCAGCACUCCCUCGAUGCAGUUCUAGCACGCACUGACAAUGCCCGGAUCGUCGCAGAUGUCAGAAGGGACAUCGAUCAGGUCUUUGUGAAAAACAAAAAGACCCAGGAUAAGAGAGAGAAAAGUAAUGCUCGGAAUGAAAUUAAGCUGUUAAGAAAGGAGCUGAAGGAGAGAGAAGAAGCAGCUCUGCUUGAAUGCCUCACUUCAGCAAAUGUCAUCCUUUCAACAAACACAGGUGCUUCUUCGGACGGCCCUUUGAAGCUGCUGCCUGAGAGCUACUUUGACGUGGUGGUCAUUGAUGAGUGUGCCCAGGCCCUCGAGGCCAGCUGCUGGAUUCCCCUGCUGAAGGCCCGCAAGUGCAUCCUGGCCGGGGACCACAAGCAGCUGCCCCCCACCACGGUCUCACACAAGGCUGCACUGGGGGGGCUGUCACUCAGCUUGAUGGAGCGCCUGGUGGAGCAGCUCGGCAGCCAUGUGGUGCGGAUGCUGACCGUGCAGUACCGCAUGCACCAGGCCAUCAUGCAGUGGGCCUCCGAGGCCUCCUACGGUGGGCAGCUCACCGCACACCCCUCCGUGGCAGGGCACCUGCUCAGGGACCUCCCAGGAGUGGCUGCCACGGAGGAGACAGGAGUCCCCCUGCUGCUCGUGGACACCGCCAGCUGUGGGCUGUUUGAACUUGAAGAGGACGAUGAUCAGUCAAAGGGGAACCCCGGUGAAGUCCGCCUCGUCAGUCUGCAUGUCCAGGCCCUGGUGGAUGCUGGUGUCCAAGCAGGUGACAUUGCCGUCAUCACGCCGUACAACCUGCAGGUGGAUCUGCUCAGACAGAGCCUGGCUCACAGGUACCCCGAGCUUGAAAUUAAGUCGGUCGACGGCUUCCAGGGGCGUGAGAAGGAGGCUGUGGUACUGUCCUUCGUCAGGUCCAACAGGAAAGGUGAAGUUGGUUUCCUUGCUGAGGACCAGCGGAUCAACGUGGCCAUCACCCGUGCUCGGCGCCAUGUGGCAGUUGUCUGUGACUCUCACACAGUCACCAGCCACGCCUUCCUGAAGGGCUUGGUGGAUUACUUCACCGCGCAUGGGGAGGUGCGCACAGCCUUCGAGUAUCUCGACGACAUCGUCCCCGAGAACUAUUCGCACGAGCGUGUCCAGGGCUGCGGUCCAGCGGGCACGAAGCCCCCAGGCGUUGCUUCGUCUGGCAGGAGGCCUCCAGGGAGCAGGUGGCCGGAGGGAGGCCGGGAGGCCAGAGCAGCAGCCCGGCCUGACGGGAGGCCUUUGGACUGUGAAGCCCAGUCGAGACCCAGCCUCAAUGGAGGCUGCCCAGAGGGAGUGGGGGGAAGAGACAGCGUGGACCACCUCAGGGCUGUGAUCGCAGAGUUCAUAGCGAGUGAGAAGACGCAGCUGGGGUUUCCUGCCUCUCUGAGUUCCCAUGACAGGCUGCGGGUCCAUCAGAUCGCGGAGGAGCACGGGCUGAAGCACGAGAGUGCUGGGGAGGGGAAGAAGAGGCACAUAACUGUGAGCAAGAAGGUACCCCCGGCCCAGGCCCUCCUCCCUCCCGCAUCCCCCAGCCCUGCACAGCCAGAGCGACCCCCCAGCGACCAGGGUGGUGGGGCCCCGCUGGAUCUGAAGGCUCUCCACCUGGAAAGGCUGCAGAGGGAGCAGCAGACCAAGAAGGGGCAGGAGCCUGUGGCCACAGGGAGGCAGAAGUUACCAGAAAAGAAAAAGAAAAGAGAAGCAAAAGGACCUGCGGCCAUCGCCCUGCCUGCCGAGGAGGACUUCGAUGCCCUGGUUUCUGCUGCCGUCAAAGCCGAUAACACCUGUGGCUUCCCCAAGUGCACGGCCAGCGUCGCCACCCUGGGCCAGCUCUGCCUGCACUGCGGCCGCCGGCACUGCCUCAGCCACCACCUGCCCGAGGUCCACGGCUGUGGGGAGAGGGCACGCGCCCACGCCCGGCAGCGAAUCAGCAGGGAAGGCGUUCUCUGUGCCGGCAGCGGGACCAAGGACAGGGCCCUGGACCCCGCGAAGAGGGCCCAGCUCCAGAGGCGGCUGGACAGGAAGCUGGACGAGCUGACCGGCCAGAGGAGGAGCAAGAGGAAGGAGAAGGAAAAGUGACAGGCUGGGUUUCCCCACGGCCUCCAGGGCUUGUCUUUGAAAACAUGGCAGAAGAAAUCCCAGCGAGUGACUCCUCAGAGUGCUUCAGUGAGGCUCAGGAAGGUUCCAUUUCCUUGGAGAUCUGUUUGGCCUAAAACUCUGUAAAAGGCUCUCUGCCCCUGUCCUGGGCUGGCUGCUUCCAGCCCGUCAGGAUUCGGGCGUUUAAAGGAAGCCGGAAACCCGGGCCCAGUCGGUGGGCCCUUCGAUGGGUUCCAGGAGCGUCCGGCCUUUCUCCCUGGUGUUUCUGUGCAGCCAGCUCGCCAUUUGUGGGACCUGUGACUUUGCCACGCGGCUGUUUGCGACUCCUAAUGCAUCCCGCACAGCGCGGCAGGCGCAGCCCUGGGCCCGCCCCCUGCGCUCCUGAAGUCGGAGGGCUCCUUGGUCCCUGGCCUGCGCGGCCCCUCCUCGACUGCAGCUGGGAAAGGGGUGAGCGGCCGCCGUCCCUGCCUUUCCUGAGAAAGCGCCUCCCGAGGUGCUCGGAUCCAAAGCCUUCCCGAGACAGUCUCUGUUGUUCUUUGCCAGUGAUUAAUUAAGAGAACUUCAGAGGAAUGUGUUGUUUUAGCCCCAGAUUUUUAUUUGUUUCAAAGGGAAAUAAAUUAUUUAAAAAUUAAAUAAAAUAUAUACAUCCUGUCCUUGUA